UUCCCCGGCCUGUCCCAGUCCUGUACCCGGACCAGGACCCGGACCCGAACCGCCACCGAACCGGACGGAGCCGCGGAGCCGCACGGACGCGCGCACAGCUGACGCGCGCAUAACGGGGGGGGGGGGCGCACGGACCCGAGGACCCGAGGUGGACUCGUGUGUGUGUGUGCGGGCGUGCGCGUUGCAGCUGUGACCCAUGAAACAAAGAGUACAUGUUCCACUGAGUCCGUGCACGCCAGGGACCGGAGCCCCCGGAGCCGCUGCCCUUUGCUCGGCUGGGAAUCGAACCACCGACCCAUGAGAGGGGUCGAGCGGACGCGCGCUCUCCUCGCAGUCAAGCCCCGGGGAUUCAAGUGACCAUGGAUAACUUCUUCAGAGAGGGCGACCGGGUGUGGCUCCGGGAGGACGAGCAGUACCAGCCCAGCACCGUGUCCUCCUGCUCCGGGGGGGUGGUCGCCUUCGCCACAGACUACGGCCAGGUGUUCACCUACAAGCAGAAUGCGCUCAGCAGGCAGAAGGUGCAGCCCAUGCACCCCAGCAGCGUCGGGGGGGUGGAGGACAUGGCCACGCUGCAGGACCUCCACGACGGAGCCAUCAUGCACAACCUGCUCCUGCGCUACCGGCAGAGACACAUCUACACGUACAUCGGCUCCAUCCUGGCGGCGGUGAACCCGUACCAGACGCUGCCCGGGCUGUACGAGCGGCCGGCGGUGGAGCUGUACAGCCGACACCACCUCGGGGAAAUCCCCCCCCACAUCUUCGCCGUGGCCAACGAGUGCUACCGCUCGCUGUGGAGGAGGCUGCAGAACCAGUGUGUCCUGAUCAGUGGAGAAAGCGGAGCCGGGAAAACCGAAAGCACCAAACUGAUCCUGAAGUUCCUGUCGGCGAUGAGUCAGCACUCGCUGGAGCUGUCGUCCAGAGACCGGACGUCCCGGGUGGAGGAGGCGCUGCUGGAGAGCAGUCCCAUCAUGGAGGCGUUCGGAAACGCCACGACCGUCCACAACAACAACUCCAGCCGCUUCGGGAAGUUCGUGCAGCUGCAUUUCAGCCAGAAGGGAAACAUCCAGGGCGGCAGGAUCGUGGACUACCUCCUAGAGAAGAACCGUGUGGUCCGGCAGAACCCGGGCGAGAGGAACUACCACAUCUUCUACGCUCUGUUAGCAGGAACCAACAGCCAGCAGAGAGAUGCGUUCGCGUUGACCCACACCGACAGCUACCACUACCUGCGGCAGGCGAGCUGCGUCACCGACAAGACAAUCAACGACAAAGGCACUUUUCAGGAUGUUCUGAAUUCCAUGCGAACCAUGCAGUUCACGGAGGAGAACAUCGGGGAGAUCCUGCGCCUCCUGGCCGGGAUCCUUCACGCAGGGAACAUCGAGUUCAUGACGGCCGGAGGAGCACAGGUCUCCUCCAAAUCAGCUCUCAGCCGCACGUCCGACCUCCUGGGGCUGAACUCGGACCAGCUGGCCGAGGUCCUGACCCACAGGUCCAUGAUCCUCCGGGGGGAGGAGAUCUCCACGCCGCUCACCGUGGAGCAGGCGGUGGACUCCAGAGACUCCAUGGCCAUGGCCCUUUACUCCCAGUGUUUCAACUGGAUCAUCCGAAAACUCAACAGCCGCAUCAGGGGCAACGAGGACUUCAAGUCCAUCAGCAUCCUGGACAUCUUCGGCUUCGAGAACUUCGAGGUCAACCGCUUUGAGCAGUUCAACAUCAACUAUGCAAAUGAGAAGCUUCAGGAAUAUUUUAACAAGCACAUUUUCUCCCUGGAGCAACUUGAGUACAACAAGGAGGGCCUGGCCUGGGUGGACAUCAACUGGAUGGACAACGGAGAGUGUCUGGACCUGAUCGAGAAGAAACUUGGUCUCCUGGCGCUGAUGAAUGAGGAGAGUCACUUCCCCAAAGCCACAGACGACACCUUACUGGAGAAACUCCACAGCCAGCACUCGAAGAACUCUUUCUAUGUGAAGCCUCGUGUUGCUGUGCACUUCUUCGGAGUCAGACACUAUGCAGGAGAGGUGGUGUACGACGUGAGGGGGAUGCUGGAGAAGAACAGAGACACUUUCAGAGACGACAUCCUCAACCUGCUGAGGGAGAGCAGGUUGGACUUUGUCUACGAUCUGUUCGAACACGUGUUGAGUCGAAACAAACAGGACACGCUGAAGAGCAGCUGCAAGCGCCGCCGGCCCACGGUCAGCUCCCAGUUCAAGAAUUCUUUGCACUCCCUGAUGGCCACACUCUGCACCUCCAACCCGUACUUCAUACGCUGCAUCAAACCAAAUACACGCAAGAUGCCUGAGCACUUCGACCAGACCGUGGUUCUGAACCAGCUCAGAUACUCGGGCAUGUUGGAGACGGUGAAGAUCCGACGCACGGGCUUCCCGGUCCGGAGAGCGUUCCAGGACUUCUGCUGCCGGUACAAGGUGCUGAUGCGGGAGGUGUUGACGCCGGAGGACCCCAGGGGGCGCUGUGUCCAGCUGCUGAACCACUACGACAGCAGCAGCGUGGAGUGGCAGAUGGGAAAGACCAAGGUGUUUCUCCGCGAGUCUCUGGAGCAUCGUCUGGAGAAGCAGAGGGAGGUGGAGGUGCUGAAAGCAGCCAUGAUCAUCCAGGCUCAUGUCAUGGGCUACAUGGCGAGGAAGCAGUACAGGAAGCUGCUGCAGUGCAUCGUGGUCAUUCAGAAGAACUACCGGGCUUUCUACUGGAGGAGGAGGUUCCUGCUCCUGCGCCGGGCUGCGCUCACCUUCCAGAAAUGCCUGAGAGGCCAGCUGGCUCGCCGGGCCUACAGCCAGCUGCUGGAGGAGAGGAGGAGGAGGAGGAGGGAGGAGGAGGAAGAGGAGGAGCGCCGCAAGAGGGUGGAGGAGGAGAUGGAGAGGGAGAAACUGAGGCUGGAGGCUGAGACACUGGCCAGAGAGGCUGAGGAGACCAGAAGGCUGGAGGAGACCAGAAGGCUGGAGGAGACCAAAAGGCUGGAGGAGACCAGAAGGCUGGAGGAGACCAGAAGGCUGGAGGAGACCAGUAGGCUUGAGGAGACCAGUAAGCUGGAGGAGACCAGUAGGCUGGAGGAGACCAGUAGGUUGGAGGAGACCAGAAGGCUGGAGGAGACCAGUAGGUUGGAGGAGACCAGAAGGCUGGAGGAGACCAGUAGGCUGGAGGAGACCAGUAGGCUUCUUGCUGAGGAGUUGGCCUCUCUGGUUUCUGCUCAGGCGGCGGGAACAUCACCAGACCCUCUAGAGGAGCUGGAGUCAGCCGAGACCUUUGAGGAGGCAAUUCGUCCCCAUGAAGCAACUCAGGUGGAGGAGAUCCUACGACUGGAGCGGGAGAUCCAAGCGCUGCAGCGGCAGAAGGAGCGCCAGGAGCUCUCCCUGACCGAGGCCUCCCUGAACCGCCUGCAGCUGCUUCGGGACCAGGAGCUCCGGCGGCUGGAGGACGAAGCCUGCAAGGCGGCGCAGCAGUUCCUAGACUCGCUGAACUUUGAUGAGAUCGACGAGUGUGUGAGGAACAUCGAGAGCUCCUUGGGAGUCAGCGAGGAGGACGAGAAGGAGAGGGACAGUGAACGGAGGAGAGGCGGCGAAGAAGAGGAGGUCGACGAAGGAUUUGAGGCCGAUGACGAGGCCUUUAAAGACUCUCCCAACCCGAGUGAGCACGGCCACUCAGACGGCCAACGGACCAGCGGGAUCCGAACAAGCGAUGACUCCUCAGAAGAAGACCCGUACGCCAAUGACGGCGUUGUCCCACCGCUGCCUCCGACCACUCCUCUUCACCAACCGCUGCCUUUACCGCCUGUGCCGCCAGCCUGCCACAGUGCAUCGGCUUCAUCCGAGGCUCAGUCCGAUGACCUGGUGGAGCUCAUACCGCCCAACGAGGAUUCAGACUACGACCAGGAUGACUACGAUGAGGGCGCCAUCGUGUCAAGUGGCAGCGUGGCGUUCUCCAACCCUCGCAGCGGGCAGUGGUCUCCUGACUACCGCGGCUCGGUUGGCACCUACAACAGCUCAGGGGCUUACCGCUUCAGCUCGGAGGGAGCGCAGUCAUCAUUUGAGGACAGCGAGGACGACUUCGACCGGUUCGACACAGACGACGAGCUGUCGUACCGACGGGACUCGGUCUACAGCUGCGUCACGCUCCCGUACUUCCACAGCUUCCUCUUCAUCAAAGGCGGUCUGAUGAACACGUGGAAGCGGCGCUGGUGCGUUCUGAAGGACGAGACCUUCCUGUGGUUUCGGGCCAAGCAGGAAGCUCUGAAGCAGGGCUGGCUGCACAAGAAGGGAGGGGGCUCGUCCACGCUGUCCCGCCGAAACUGGAAACGCCGCUGGUUCGUGCUGCGGCAGAGCAAGCUCAUGUACUUCGAGAACGAUGGCGAGGACAAGAUGAAGGGCGUGAUGGACAUGCACAAUGCCAAAGAAAUCAUUGAUAACACCGGUAAGGAGAAUGGAAUCGACAUCGUGAUGCCGGACAGGACGUACCACCUGAUCGCAGAGUCUGCCGAGGACGCCAGCCAGUGGUUCAGCGUGCUGAGUCAGGUCCACGGCGCCACAGAGCAGGAGAUCACAGAGAUGCACGACGAGCAGGCCAACCCCCAGAAUGCUGUGGGGACGUUGGAUGUGGGGAUGAUCGAUUCCGUUUGUGCGUCAGAUAAUCCAGAGAGGUCAAACUCCUUCGUCAUGAUCACAGCCAACCGCGUGCUGCACUGCAACGCCGACACGCCCGAGGAGAUGCACCACUGGAUCACACUGCUGCAGCGCUCCAAGGGAGACACCCGGGUGGACGGCCAGGAGUUCAUCAUCCGAGGCUGGUUGCACAAAGAGAUGAAGAACAGUACCAAAGCGUCGCUGAAACUGAAGAAGCGCUGGUUCCUGCUUACCCACAAUUCCCUGGACUACUAUAAGAGCUCUGAGCGCAACGCCCUGAAGCUGGGGACGCUGGUGCUGAACAGCCUCUGCUCCGUGGCUCAGCCGGACGAGAAGGUCUUCAAAGAGACUGGCUACUGGAGCGUGAUCGUGUACGGUCGCAAACACUCGUACCGUCUCUACUGCAAGCUGCUGAACGAGGCCACGCGCUGGGCCAACGCCAUCCAGAACGUCAUCGACACCAAAGCUCCCAUCGACACGCCCACGCAGCAGCUCAUCCAGGACAUCAAGGAGAACUGUCUGAACUCGGAGGUGGUGGAGCAGAUCUACAAGAGGAACCCCAUCCUUCGCUACAGCCACCACCCGCUGCACUCGCCUCUGCUGCCGCUGCCCUACGGAGACAUCCACGCCACCGCUCAGCGACACAGAAGCUACACGACGCUGCAGGAGGAAGCCCUCAAGGUGUUCAGCUCUCUGCAGCACCUGGAGGGCGUGGCCGACCCCGUGCCCAUCAUCCAGGGCAUUCUGCAGACGGGCCAGGAGCUCAAACAGCUGCGGGACGAGCUCUACUGUCAGCUGGUCAAGCAGACGACACGGGCGCCGCAGCCGGGAAGCACCGGGAACCUCUGCACCUGGAAGAUCCUGGCCUGCAUGUCCUGCACCUUCGUCCCGACCAGGAGCAUCCUCAGAUACCUCAAGUUCCACCUGAAGAGGACUCGAGAGCUCCUCCCCGGCUCGGAGAUGGAUCGCUACGCCGCCUUCGCCCUGGACUGCUUGAGAAGGACUCGAGCCCGGGAGAACGUCCCGUCGCAGGAGGAGAUCCGCUCCAUCGUGGCACGGCAGGACAUGAGCACCACCGUCCACUGCCACGGAGGAGGCUCCUGCAAGAUCACCAUCAACUCACACACCACGGCCGGAGAGGUGGUGGAGAAGCUGAUCCGAGGCCUGGCCAUGGAGGACAGCAGGAACAUGUUCGCUCUGUUCGAACACAACGACACCAUCGAGAAAGCCAUCGAGAGCCGCACUGUGGUGGCCGACGUCCUCGCCAAGUUUGAAAAGCGAUCAGCGAUUCCAGACGAACACAACACCGGCUGGAAGUUUUACUUCAAGCUCUACUGCUUCUUGGACUCAGACAAUGUUCCCAGAGACAGCGUGGAGUUCGCCUUCAUGUUCGAACAGGCCCAUGAAGCCGUCAUCCGUGGUCGGUAUCCGGCCCCUGAGGAGACUCUGCAGUUCCUGGCUGCCCUGAGGCUUCAGUACCUCCUGGCCGACCACAGCUCCCAGGCCAACGUCCCGGAGAUGUCCCAGGUGUUCCCCAUGGCACGAUUACGGACCCGGGUGCAGAACUCUGCCAAGACAUUCGCCCCAGGCACCGGCUCAGUGGCCGAGCGCUCGGGCACGACGGAGAGGAAACGCUCGAGCUUCCUGGAAGGAACACUGAGGCGGAGCUUCAGGAGCGGCUCCAUGAGUCGGCAAAAGCUGGAGGAGGAGAACAGCCUGGAGGCCUGGAUGAGGGAGGAGGCGGCGGCGGUGAGGACCAGCGUGAUGGACAAGUGGAAGAAACUGCAGGGGAUGAACCAGGAGCAGGCCAUGGUGAAAUACAUGUCGCUGGUGAAGGAGUGGCAGGGAUACGGAUCCACGCUGUUCAACGUCGAGUGUCGGGACGGAUCCUUCCCCUGCGACCUGUGGCUGGGCGUGAGCCGAGAGGCCAUAUCGGUGUACAAGCGAGGCGAGCCCUGGCCUCUGGAGGUUUUCCCUUAUGAACAGAUUCUCUCCUUCGGCGCCCCGCUGGCCAACUCAUACAAGAUCGCCGUGGAGGGCCGAGAGCUGGUCUUCGAAACCCUAAUGGUCAUGGACAUUGCCAAGCUGAUGAAGGCCUACAUCAGCAUGAUCGUCAAGAAGCGCUACAGCAACUGUCAGUCCGUCAGCAGCCACGGCAGCCACGGCAGCCAGUGCAGCGCCUGGUGAAGGCCGCACUUUCAAUCUGGACCUUCUGGCUGUGAGCCGCAGCGCCGCACACAGGCCGAGUGUGGACGCCCGUCCUCAGCUCUGGGGACAGAGCAGCUUGUACAUUUGACUCUGUGAAUGCUGGAGACAAACCCCAAUGCUCUUAACGUUAACUCGCUCAAAUGAUUGUUUUGACUGGUCACACUCCGAAACACCACAUCGGCACACACGCCAGAUCAUGACUGUCACAGAAGGACGGUUCGAAAUCAUUUCAAAAUGGAAGGAACAAGCGACCAAAGCCUUUGUUGGAGAUUUUCCCCGAUUUGCCAACAAGCAAACUGACCUGCAAGAAACAACUGGAAGUCACAGGUUAUCAAGUGCAGGCAAAACGCUCACAGCUCAAGAAGCGGUCAACAUGCAGAAGUUAAACUGGAAUCAAAACCAGCAGCUAUUCGAAUCAUGUGUAAACCUGCAGUGCAAAAAGGUUUUUGCACAAGUGAGUUUUUUGUUUUUCCUCUCUUUAUUCAAGUCUUUCAGUUUGAGAGCAGGACUCAUGGAUUUCACGUUGAGAUUUUCUAAAGCUUCCACUGCAAACCCUGCGCUUGCACUCAAAUAGCUCUGCUUGUGCUCAAACUGUGUAUUUGCACCCAGAUCCUUUGUUGCUUGGACAGAUCUCUUGCGCUCCAGCUUCAGCUCUUCGUGAAACAUCUGGUCUUGGAUUUCAUGUGCUCCCGCCCUCCACAGCUUUAUCAUUACACAGUCCUCCCAUCGCAAGAAAAGCUUACGCACCCACAACGAGGGCGGGGCAGUUCCAUUCCUCAUCGCCCCCCCCUGGCAUUCUGUUGGUCCUCCUGUUUGACAGACUUGUUGCACAAAUAAAUGCGAGAGCGGAGGAGAAAUCAGAGUAGACAUCUA
This is a messenger RNA of Limanda limanda (common dab), 7709 nucleotides long. It is a transcript of the gene myo10, whose product is annotated as myosin X. Gene Ontology annotation, molecular function: protein binding; ATP binding; cytoskeletal motor activity. Bases 360 to 6815 code for a protein of 2151 amino acids. NCBI's taxonomy places the organism in Eukaryota, Metazoa, Chordata, Actinopteri, Pleuronectiformes, Pleuronectidae. The record is from RefSeq and is a predicted model, not a curated record. The transcript is spliced from 41 exons. Gene Ontology annotation, cellular component: cytoskeleton; myosin complex.